CAAGGUUGUACCCUAUUGGAGGCUCUCGGUUACUGUCCUGCGAGCAGAGCUCCACCAGUCGUAUGACUACUGAAAUGCUAAAUUCAGUAGCUUUAGUCGUCAUAGAUGAGGAAAUACUGCCACCUAGUGGACAGCCCACACAAGGGAAGACGCGCAAGCUUGGUUUUCACUAUUUGAGUUGUACCACGAGAGAACACACUGGUUAAGCUGAAGUCAUCCUCGAAGAGCAUUCUUCCACGCGUGAGCUUUGGAUAGUAUUUGUCUUGUCGGAGUCGGACUGCUAUAUGAUUCUGAGGCUCCCCACGUCCUCUGCUCGCUCUCACCGCACCCAGACAGUGUCCAACAGCAACAACCCAGAGUGGAACGAGACGUUUCACUUCCGCAUCCACAGCCACAUCAAGAAUGUUCUAGAAAUGCAAUUUUACGAUGAAGACCCCUUCAAGCAAGAUGAUCUUUGCUCUGUCGAGUUGUUUGAUAUCAGCAAUCUCAUCUUGGGCCAACAGCAGACCAAAAUGUUCAUAAUAAAUAAAAAGACAAAUGCUAAGCUGUGGGUUGAAUUUGAGAUGGCAGAGAGUGCUGAGGAUCCAGGGACGUACCUGUCCAAUGGAGUCCUGGUGGCGGCACCAUUCUCCACUAUAGACAUCACCGCAAAUCUUCUAGGAACUGCACUCCAGAGCCUAAUACUGAAGUUUAAAGGAGCUUAUAAAGAGGAACAUGUUCUCACCUCUGGCCUGGUGGACUCUUUACGCUACUACAUUAACAGAGACCUGGAAACCGAGCUCUCUGUCCAGGGUGAAGAUACAGUUCAGCCAAUCCAACUUUCACCAGAUUCUCUGUGGCCAAUAAGUACCAAACAGGAAGUGAAAAUGCCUGUCGGAAUGGAUGUUGUUGACCUGGAACUGAAGAGUGAGGGACGGCCAGAGCAGGAGCUGGCAGUGCGUCUGGACUUUGACAUCCCGUCAGCAGAGAAGGACUUCCUGGAGAAAAGGAAAGUGGUGGUGGGGCGGGCUUUGCACAAGCUGCUGGAGCUCAGUUCCCCUCUACAGACAGAUAUGGUCCCCCUGGUGGGUGUGGUUUCCUCGGGGGGCGGGACCAGGGCGAUGACUGGCCUUUUUGGGAGUCUGAAGGGUCUCCAGACUUUGGGAAUCCUGGAUGCCAUCAGCUACAUCACUGGGGUCUCAGGAGCCACAUGGGCCAUGUCAACCCUGUACGAGAAUGCUGAUUGGUCUCUGGGGGACCUGGGUAUGGUUACUGAGCCAAUGAAGGUUGAGAUGAUUAAGAGGUACCAGAACAUCCUGUCCGAGGAGCAGCUCAGUUACUACUGGGAGGAGAUGGGACAGAAGGGGAGGGACGGACUUCCCGUGUCCCCCAUUGACAUGUGGGGUCUGGCCAUCGAGCACCUCAUCUAUGGGAAGAAAUGGGACAGUACCCUCUCUGACCAGAAGAGGGCGGUGUCAGGGGGACAGAAUCCUCUGCCUAUCUACACAGCUGUGAACACGAAGACGAGCCUGACGGGCAUCAAAGAGGCUGAGUGGUGUGAAUUCACCCCGUAUGAGGUUGGUCUUCCGAAGUACGGUGCAUUUGUACCCACUGAGGACUUUGGCAGUGAGUACUUCCUGGGUCACCAGGUCAAAAAACUUCCACAGACUCGUCUGCCUUUCAUGAUAGGAAUCUGGAGCAGCUUUUUGUCCGUCAACCUUACAGAUCUGUGGCACCUUGUCACAGGCUUUGCUCCAUCCUGGAUAGGUAGUGAUGUCGUCAACACAGAGACGGACAACAACCCGUCCACGCUGGACACCUUCCUGAUCAAACCAGCCACCAACAUAAUGCAGAUGAUCACCAACUUCUUCACAUAUCGACCAUUCGUCAGCCAGAUUUACAACUUUAUGCGAGGCCUCUAUCUCCACUGGGACUACAACAGCACGAAUGGUUUCACCGUAGGACAAGACACACAUCCUGAUGCCUUUCCGAACCAGUUGACACCAGCGGACCCAACCCUGAAUCUUGUGGACUCGGGGUUGUCCUGCAACACGGGGUUCCCCCCUGUGCUGCGACCCCACAGACGUAUGGACCUCAUCCUGUCCCUUAACUACUCCUGGGAUUCAGACCAGUUUAUGGUGUUGAAGAAAACCCAGCAGCACUGCACUGAUCACAGGAUCCCGUUCCCUCACAUCGAUUUCAGCCGUGUGGAGAAAGAGGCCAUGAAGGAGGUGUAUGUUUUUGAGGACGAGAAGAACCCCAAAGCUCCCAUUGUGGUUCACUUCCCUCUGGCCAACCUCACUUUCAGAGAGUUUAAAGCCCCAGGUGUCAGGAGAGAAGGGAAGGAUGAACUGAGGAUGGGAGAGCUGGACGUGAGCAGCAGCGCCUCACCAUACAUCACCACGAACCUGGCCUACCAGCCCGAGGACUUCCAGAAGCUGAUGGACCUCACUUGCUACAACAUCCUGAACAACCGCGACACCUUGCUGUCAGCUCUGCGCAGGGCGCUACAGAGAGAGAGAGUCCAUGAAGAUGAGCACAAACCCUCCUGUCCCUGAAAUUUUGGCAUUCAGAUAUUAAUGAUUUAAGGUUACAAAAGAACAUACAUCAUUCUUAUAAGCAGCAGAUGUUAAAUCAACAUUACUUUUUGAGAUAUACUUUUAUAGGUGACUGAUUUUGGUAUAAUCUUCAACUAAUUUGGAUUGUUAAUGUUCAUGUUAAAGAAGAAAAGCCAACUAUAAAGACACAAAUGCUAGAUGCUUGGAAGGUUUUCCCAAUGCCAGCAGUGCUAUAACUUCCUAGUUUUAACUCCGUAGUGCUACUUUUAAAGGUUAUAUCAAAGCUUCACUGAAUACUACAUAUUCCAAGUGUGUUUAACUUUCCAAUGACAUCGUU
Molecule: messenger RNA, 2874 nt
Organism: Clupea harengus (Atlantic herring)
Lineage: Eukaryota; Metazoa; Chordata; Actinopteri; Clupeiformes; Clupeidae
Product: cytosolic phospholipase A2 zeta-like
Exons: 20
Coding region: 285-2537 (750 amino acids)
Biological process (GO): glycerophospholipid catabolic process
Cellular component (GO): cytosol
Molecular function (GO): calcium ion binding; calcium-dependent phospholipid binding
Source: RefSeq, a predicted model, not a curated record